GUGAAAGCCUGAACCACGCACAGCAUCCUUUCCGGGCUGUCUGUGUGUUACUGAUGCUGGGGAAUUUUCCCAAAGUAUCCACUAAGGGGAGUCAGGACGCUGGACCUCCCGUUUUGGUUUCUAUGACAACGGGGGAGAAGGAGAGCCUCUCCAGCAGAGCGCCUGCCGAAGCAGGUGUCGGGUUGCCCACAGCUCCAGAAGCUCCCUAUCUUGAGGAGCUCCGGAGUGCUCUCUCUCCCUGCAGCACUGGCGUGAGUUCCCCAGAGCUCAACUGAACGAACAUGGUUCACCACUCAGGGUCGAUCCAAUCCUUUAAGCAGCAGAAAGGUAUGAACAUGAACAAGAAUGAAAUAGAAAAAGAACAGCCUUUAAAGCCUUCUAGGAGUCAAACUCAUCCUCAAAAUCUGAGUAAACAUUUUUCACUUAAUUGCUCAAUUCAGACUCCUUCAAGUCCAGGACCAUCAGCCACUCAUAAAAUAGAGCAUGGUAGGAAGAUGAACAAGGUAGAAAGCAAUUUGUACAAGCUGUCCUCUUCAGCAUUUAGUGAUUCAUGCUUAGAUGUUGGAAAAGAUAGUUGUAUAGAAGAUUCUGAACAUGGUACUGACGAAGCUCAACUCAUCAAAGCCAAGGUCAUCAUAAGAAAACCAGAGACAAUGACUAAGAAGGAGAAGAAAGUUGCAGCACCCCCAAGCCUCUUUUUCAAAGAUGGAAAAAAGCGCAUUGAUUACAUCUUGGUAUACAAAAAAUCCAGUCUUCAGGUAGAAAAAAGAAGCACGUUUGAAAGAAAUCUCAGAGAAGAAGGCUUGAUGUUGGAAAGAGAGCAAUCCAUUACAAAUAGUGAUAUCAUGUUUGUCAAAAUCCACUGUCCAUGGGAUACGCUGUGCAAAUAUGCAGAGAGGAUGAAUAUCAGGAUGCCCUUCAGGAAAAAAUGCUAUUAUACUGACUGGAAGAACAGAACACUGAAUAGUUUAUUUCGAAAAACCAUACAGUUGAGAAGCUGGCUUCCCAAAAACCCAAUGCAACUCGACAAGGAGGCUCUGCCUGACUUGGAGGAGACAGACUGCUAUACAGCUCCCUUCAGCCGGGCACGCAUGCACCACUUUACGAUAACAAAUAAGGACACCUUCUUCAACAAUUCCACGAGAAGUAGGAUAGUUCAUCAUGUGCUGCAACGUACCAAAUAUGAAGAUGGGAAAACAAAAAUGGGUAUCAAUAAACUCUUAAACAAUGGUACCUAUGAAGCAUCCUUUCCUCCGCAUGAGGGAAGCUACCAGAGCAGGCACCCGAUUAAAACUCAUGGAGCCAAGAACCACAGACAUCUUCUAUAUAAGCGCUGGGCCUGCUGGGGAAUGUGGUAUAAAUAUCAGCCCCUCGACUUAAUCAGGCGCUAUUUUGGUGAGAAGAUUGGUCUGUACUUUGCUUGGUUAGGCUGGUACACCGGCAUGCUGAUUCCUGCUGCCUUUGUGGGAUUGUUUGUUUUUCUCUAUGGAGUAUUUACCAUGCACUCCAGCCAAGUAAGCAAAGAAAUCUGCCAAGCCACAGAGAUCCUGAUGUGCCCAAUGUGUGAGAGAAACUGCAUGCUCCAGAAACUGAAUGAGAGCUGCAUCUAUGCCAAGGUGACACAUUUGUUUGACAAUGGAGGAACAGUCUUCUUUGCUAUUUUUAUGGCAAUAUGGGCUACAGUUUUCCUGGAGUUCUGGAAGAGGAGGAGAGCUGUGCUGACCUACGACUGGGACCUUAUUGACUGGGAAGAGGAGGAGGAAAAUGUUCGCCCCCAGUUUGAAAGAAAGUAUGCCCAGGUGGAAAGAGUGAAUCCCAUCACAGGAAAACCUGAGCCUUAUCAGCCCUUCAUGGAUAAACUCCUUCGGCUUAUGAUCUCCAUAUUAGGAAUAUUCUUAAUGAUUUCUUUGGUGCUCACCACGGUCUUUGCGGUUGUGGUUUAUCGUCUUGUGGCCAUGGAGCACUUUGCAUCUUUCAAGUGGUAUUUUGUCAAAAAAUACUGGCAGUUUGCCACAUCAGGAACUGGAGUCUGCAUCAAUUUCGUGAUCAUCAUGUUUCUGAAUGUUGUCUAUGAAAAGGUGGCUUAUUUCCUCACCAAUUUAGAACAGCCUCGAACAGAAUUGGAAUGGGAAAACAGCUAUGCCCUGAAGAUGUUUCUAUUUCAAUUUGUCAACUUAAACAGCUCCAUCUUCUACAUUGCAUUUUUCCUAGGCAGGUUUUCAGGACGUCCAGGAAAAUAUAAUAAACUUUUUGACCGAUGGAGAUUGGAAGAGUGUCAUCCCAGCGGCUGUCUCAUUGACCUUUGCCUGCAAAUGAGUGUCAUCAUGGUUUUAAAGCAGACAUGGAACAACUUUAUGGAAUUGGGAUACCCAUUAUUCCAUAACUGGUGGACCCAACACAAGAUUAAACGGAAUGAGCAGGUGAUGAAGUUACCACAGUGGGAAAAAGAUUGGAAUCUACAGCCCAUGAAUCUCCAUGGAUUGAUAGAUGAGUACUUGGAAAUGGUUUUACAGUUUGGAUUUGUCACCAUCUUUGUGGCAGCUUUUCCUUUGGCCCCACUCCUGGCCUUGAUGAACAACAUCAUUGAAAUCCGACUGGAUGCCUACAAAUUUGUCACUCAGUGGAGAAGACCUUUGCCUGCAAGGGCGACCAACAUAGGAAUCUGGUAUGGGAUUCUUGAAGGAAUCGGUGUAUUAGCUGUAAUCACCAAUGCAUUUGUGAUUGCCAUCACUUCUGAUUACAUUCCACGCUUUGUCUAUGCAUUCAGAUAUGGCCCAUGUAAAGGUCAAGGAUACAGUCAAGAAAGGUGUUUAAAAGGAUACGUCAACAGCAGUUUAUCAGUGUUUGACCUAAGUGAACUUGGCACGGGGCAAUCCGGUUACUGCAGGUAUCGAGACUACAGAGCCCCACCGUGGAGUAACAACUCGUAUGAAUUAACCUUGCAAUUUUGGCACGUCCUUGCGGCUCGCUUGGCCUUCAUCAUCGUGUUUGAGCACCUGGUUUUUGGAAUAAAGUCUUUCAUUGCUUACCUGAUUCCUGACAUGCCCAAAGAUUUGUCUGACCGAGUAAGGCGGGAGAAGUACUUAGUCCAAGAAAUGAUGUAUGACGCGGAACUGGAGCAUUUGCAGAAACAGAGGAAAUGUCAGGGGAAGCAGUAUCACCAAGAGUGGCCUUAGCCAAUCCCAGAGCCCCAGGAGAGACUGAGCCAUCAGUAGGGAUGGAAGAUUCUGCCCUUCCUGUUCCCUGCAGAGACUCGGGGGGGAAGCCCACCACUGAAUAUGUGUAGAAACUGUGGACUGAGUGAGGAAUGAUUGCAUUGCAGCCUUUUCUAUAAUUUGGGAAAUCCGGGCUCCCUAGGAGGCCAAAGAAGAGCUCCCACCCAGUGUGGCUGUGGGCUCAGGUCAGCACUGACCCAACGGAGCCGGUAAAAGAGUCUCAGAAUCUUCCCUAAAUCAUCCAGCUUUGGGGAAUUUCUAGGACAGUGCAAAAAGGUUGGAGUGCUGAGCCCAGCAAGGGUAUUGUGUAGAUGUUCACAAUCAGAGCAUGCUGGACAUCACCAUGUGGUCUCUGUUCUCCAGCUCCCCUUCUCGUUGCCCAGUCAUGAUGCUUUCCACGAAGGUGUCAAAGGAGCUGUUGUUGGCUGCUGUCGCUCGAUGUCCUUCCUCCGCAGACUUCCUGUUCAGUGCGAGUCGCCCUGGCCUCUCUUUGUCAUCCUGUGUGCCACAACAGAAAAUGCGCCGUUGAAUGUUAACUAUGCAGUUAAAAAUUGCAUGAUACUUUUUCUUUGUCUCUUUUUUAAAAUUAGACCAAAAAAAUUACAAUUAAAAAAAAACACACACAAACCCGACAGCAGUGCUACACAUUGGAGAGAAAGGGAAACAGCCUUGCUCAGCUCCCGUAUCUUUUGGGAAUGAUGUGGUGAGCUGAAUGUUAUUUUUAUUUUCAAUAAAAAGUAGCCGGAGUCUUCUACAUUGAUGAGAGGAUCGGCAUUUUCUAUGACAUUCAAAAGAGGAAAAAGUCCAAGUUCUUAUUUAGCUCAUUUUGUCAGGAUAAGGUCAAUAGGAGUUUUCCUUUUAAUCUUUUGGGAAAGCCAUCCCUGAAUGUCACCGUGAAACUAUGUAAAUAUUUUCCCCCUUUUUUGUUAUACAAUGGCUCAUCAACGGUGUGCAAUCUCUAGCUCAUUUGGCCACAAGACCCACUCUAGAUCAUUCCCUUUUGUCUUCUUUGUUCAGGGAAAGAGAAGCUAGAUGAUCUGCACGGGUUUGGCUCCUCUUUUAGAGAUGUGUGCACUCUCACUGCAUGAACAUAACUAAAUAUUAUGGCUAGAAUUAGAUAUUUGUGAGCUUUGCUUUCUUCUCAAAUCAGUUAUUUUUGUUUUAUUUCAUUUUUGAGACAUCACACAAGAUGUAAUGGAGGAUGAGGGAAAAGAUACACGUUGGCUUUAUAUGUAGAGCCACAGGAGCAAAAGUCAGGGCCACGAGUUCAGAUGAUUUCAUUGUGGAGAAUGGUCUCUGUGAAUUACAGUAAAUCAACACCAUAGAGCAUUAAAAGAAAAGCAGUAGAAUGACUACCUUGUGUUGUCUAUUGGAAGAGAAAAGCAUGAAAAAAUCAGAACAAUUCUUUUCCUCUAUCAAAAAAAAAAUUAAAGCUAAUCCUCAGUGUUUUAUAGAAAAUCUUUACAAUAAUAAUGUUCCUUUUAGACUUAAUUUCCUACCUUUGUUCUCACCGAGAAUUGCUUCCCAAAGUUUCCAGAUUGAAAACCAUGUGGGAGUUCAGAAUGAAAGUUGUGGAAAUUGAUUUUUUUUCCCCGAUGGCUGUAUUAGAUACAGAUAUAAGGAUUAAGUUUCUUGUUCUUGGAAGCUGUUUCCAUUAUAAUGACACUGAAAUGAUCUCUUUUUCCCCCUUUACUUUUAAAAGAAUGCCAACAAAUGAAAGUGAAAAUAUAUAUGAAGGUUUUGGUUAAAGGAAGAGCAAAUCUUAUAUCCCUGUUUUUUAAAACAGGAAGAUUCUUUAUAUCUCUUUUCCUAACACUUGUAAGCAAGUAGUAGUAUCUACCCCAUCUGCUCCAAAGAUUGCUCUACUUUUCCCUCAUCGAGUUUCCCGGUUCUUGCUAUAAAUUUAUCCAACAACCAUCAUAAAUUUCACCCAGAAGUUUUAGUACCACCAUGUAGUAGAACACUAUUUUUCCUUCCUAAUUAGUUGUACAUAUGCACCUUUUGGGAAACAUACCUAGAUUCUGCCCAGUUAAAUUUAAUAUGUGACCUUUGUGUCUUGAAACUCAAUGGGUCUUAAUGGCACAAGGCAGAAAUAGUUUUUCUCUGAAACUUGACUCUAAACACAGAAUAAUAUUGGAGGUUGUUGUUUUAAUUUCUUUAGUCUUGCUAGUGCUCUCCCUAAUGCCCCAAGACAAUAUAGAGCAUGUAUUUUUUUUUUAAUCUGACACAUAAUGCUGAUUAAAAAUAGAAAAAUCGAUCAUAUUUUAAUUGAAAAUUGUUUUUUAAAUUAUUAACUAUUUCUUGAACUAAAAAAGGAGGGAACUUGAAGAAGAAAUAUUAAAACAAUACAUAAAUUUUCCCUGACUGAUACGUUGGAUUAUUAUUGGGUAGUGUUUGAGCAAUCAUUGAAGGUCUGUGAAUUCAGUGACAGAUCAAUAAUGCUUUAGUUAGCAGACAUGUUUGGCUGAAUAGCCUAGCAUGUGGUUUUUUAUCUAGAAUGCACAUUAUUUUACAAAGAUAUACAGCACAUAUUCUUCUCAGGAAUUCUGUAUUACACGAAUGCAGUCAAAAUAUAUUUUUCAUAUCCUACAUCAAUGUUUUUUGCAAACAAUUGAUCCAUACCUAUGCAUGUGGGCUGCCUUGUCAAGCUGUCCAAAGAUCCUGGGCCUUCUUUCCAAAUCAAAGUUUGUGGAAAAACCUAUUUGAGAUUGUAGCUGAUUGAUUCUAUGAUCCUCUUGGUCUAUGCAUGCACUUUGGGGGCAAACUUGAGAGAAUGCAUGAUCAGGCAUGGCAUUUAAACAACCACGAUUCCAAAAUGUGUCUGUGACGCCUCACAUAAUGUCAUGCUAGAGUGGGAUGAACAGGAGUCUUUUUCAAUCAAUAAAUUAUUUACUAUGACUAUUC
Messenger RNA from Sarcophilus harrisii (Tasmanian devil), 6119 nucleotides. It is a transcript of the gene ANO3, whose product is annotated as anoctamin 3. The coding region runs from base 282 to 3176 and encodes 964 amino acids. Gene Ontology annotation, molecular function: chloride channel activity; protein dimerization activity. NCBI's taxonomy places the organism in Eukaryota, Metazoa, Chordata, Mammalia, Dasyuromorphia, Dasyuridae. The transcript is spliced from 27 exons. Gene Ontology annotation, cellular component: plasma membrane. The record is from RefSeq and is a predicted model, not a curated record. Gene Ontology annotation, biological process: chloride transmembrane transport.